Culex quinquefasciatus (southern house mosquito) is the source of this 411-nucleotide messenger RNA. RefSeq lists its product as uncharacterized. NCBI's taxonomy places the organism in Eukaryota, Metazoa, Arthropoda, Insecta, Diptera, Culicidae. The transcript has 2 exons. The record is from RefSeq and is a predicted model, not a curated record. The coding region runs from base 13 to 402 and encodes 129 amino acids.
ACUAACUCAAAAAUGGCAAAAUUGUUCGCACUCUCGUCUGCUAUAUUGCUUGUUACCGUUGUUUUGGUGAGCAAUUUCCGCAAAGUUGAUGCAUUUAUUCCAAAUUCGGGCGCCUACACACCAAAUCUGUCGUACUUUUUCGGAGUUCGUCCGGCUGGCAACGUGCUGUGCUUUGAGAGGACCAUUCCCAAAGGAACCACAACACCGGUGAACGUGUAUUACACCAAUCCGGUGGCCGCAGGACUCAUCAAUUUCGUCACGGUUAAUGCUGAUCGCUACGCUAAAUACGGCUUCAGAGUGAGCAUUCUGAGUGGAGCGCUUGGAACGGUGACAUUGAACUUCCAGCUUACUGGAAAGGCCGUCCUGCCGUACAAUGUCGUAUUUCAGUACUGGUGCGUUUGAGCAGUUUAA